This is a messenger RNA of Cuscuta europaea, 817 nucleotides long. Lineage: Eukaryota; Viridiplantae; Streptophyta; Magnoliopsida; Solanales; Convolvulaceae. The record is from the annotation of a GenBank genome assembly.
GCCAAAAUACUUUCAGUCCAUUGAAAUUGUUUGAAACCACUGUAAUCCAGUCUUUGCAUAUCAGACAUGUCGACCAAUGGAAAGCACUGCGUCCAAUGCGCCGGCAAAACCAUCGAAACCACCGUAACAAAGAGAGGCGCCGCCGUGAGCGACUGGAUCCGCGACAUUCGCUCCAAACACGCCGGGAAGUCGUCGGUGGUUGUCGGCUUGGACAGGGAGUGGCGUCCCAACACUGCGCCCAACGUCAGCAACAAGACCGCCACGCUCCAACUAUGCGUCGAAGAAAAGUGUCUCAUCUUUCAGCUCCUUCACGCCGACGAGAUCCCCGACGCGCUUAAGCGCUUCAUGUCGGACUCGACGUUUGCUUUCGUGGGCGUCGAGGUUGCCAACGAUGUCGGGAAGCUGAGGGAAGAGUAUGGGCUGGCGUGUGGUAAGAGUGUGGACAUUGCUGAGCUGGCAAGUGCUAAGUUUCCGGGGAAGUUUAACCAGCAGGGGGUUGGGCUGACGAGUCUUGCCAAGGAAAUAUGUGGAAUUGACGUGGCAAAGCCGGAAGAUGUUCGGCGCAGCGAUUGGGCGGCGGCGGAGCUGAGCUCUGUUCAAGUUCAGUAUGCUUCCAUUGAUGCUUAUGCUUCGUUUAGGGUUGGGCAGUCUCUCCUCCAUGGAAAUUAAUUAAUUCAUGCUUGAUCAGUUUCCAUUGUUGGGACGUUCUGUUUCUUACUUGCUUUGUUUUUCUAUCAAAUAUUUAUGCAUGAAUAAUAAUGUACGUGCUCCCUUCCGGGUUACGCUUCUAUGAAAUUCAGUAUUAAAAUUUAAAUUU